Selaginella moellendorffii is the source of this 1155-nucleotide messenger RNA. RefSeq names its product protein sym-1. Gene Ontology annotation, cellular component: membrane; cytoplasm. The transcript is spliced from 2 exons. Bases 296 to 1108 code for a protein of 270 amino acids. NCBI's taxonomy places the organism in Eukaryota, Viridiplantae, Streptophyta, Lycopodiopsida, Selaginellales, Selaginellaceae. The record is from RefSeq and is a predicted model, not a curated record.
CAGAUUGCUCGUUUUUUUCUUCUCGCCUCUUUCUCGCCCCUUGCGAGCUGAAUUCUUGUCAAGGAAUUGGCGUGUGAAUUCUCCUCCUUGUCCCAUAAGAUUUUGAGGCAGGUGUUGGCCUGCUGGCCGGCGACGAGCUCUAGUGCCCGCGCAACGCUUCGCCGUCCAGCAGGCCAAUACCUCACUCGAGAUCUUGUUUCUCUGGAAUUGAUCGAUCGACUGCUUUAAAACACGGGGGAAUUAGGGUGCUCUGUUCUGUUUGCGUGAUGGUUUUCUAGGGCGCCAGGGGGAGAAGAUGGGCGCCAUCAAGAUGAGGAGUGCGUGGUCGUGGUACCAGGGUCAACUGGCGGCCAAGCCCGUGCGCACCCAGAUCGUAACGUCGGGCAUCUUGUGGGCUGUGGGCGACAUGGUGGCGCAGAGCGUGAGCGCCAGCGUGGAGAAGCGGCAGCACAAAUCGGUCAUCUCGCCUCCGCCGCUUCCCCAUGGUUUGCCCAGCCAGGCAUUCACAAUUAUCGCAAUCGAUCCACAGGUGGAGCCGGGGCCGGGCAAGGACAAGGAUGGAUUGAAUUGGAAGCGGGUGGGAAUUUCGAGCAUGUUCGGAGUGGGAUUCGUCGGUCCAGUGGGUCAUUUCUGGUUCGUCUGGAGCUCGGCUAUGGCUGUAUUGGCUUUCCCAUCUUUUUCCUUGUGCAGGUAUGAGGGGCUGGAGCAUCUCGUCCACAACAAGCUGCGACUGAGGCCCAAAUCGCUGAGAUUCCUAGCGACAAAGCUGGCGGCGGACGCGCUCAUCUUUGGGCCGAUCCAUCUUGUGGCGUUUUUCACGUAUUCGGGGCUGGCGGCGGGCAAGAGGUGGGAGGUUGUGAGGCAGGAGCUGGGACGAGACUUUAUCCCCGCGUUUCUGACCGAAGGAGCGGUGUGGCCCGUGGUCCAGGUGGUGAAUUUCCGCUUCGUGCCUGUCCAGCACCAGCUGCUCUACGUGAAUUUCUUCUGCCUGCUGGACAGCGCCUUCCUCUCGUGGUUCAAGCACCAGAACAACGCGCCGUGGAAGCGCAAACUCACCGCCUUUGUCACCGGCGCUAGUGAUGACCCUUCUUCGUCUAGAGAUGACUAGCUAGUGGGCAUUCAAGAAAAUUCUUUAUUCUUUUUCAACGAGAGCCA